UGCAUCUUGAGAAAGGGACAACCUUUCCAAAACACUUGUGCCAGCUUUGUGACUGGCUUCACACAUAAUUUGUACAAGUUAUUGGAACUGGAAGAAUGUCGGUUCAAUUUUAUGACCAAAAACAGAGGAAGUACCAAAAGAUAACCGAGUGCCUUCUGAUUUGUGUCGUGGCCCUCUCCAUUUUCUCCGUAUUUUUUAGCGAAAACUUACGUCAAGAACGGAUCGCUAAAAAUGGGAAGUGUCUCAAUCCUAGAUUUGUUAACCGCUCGGCAGGCCCAAUCCAGAUGACGCAAAGGCUUUGGGAAUACUUUUUCAUGCCUCGGGUGGAGACAGAAUUUAUAAUGUCUCCUGUUCUGUUAUAUGAGGUUAUGGAACGAUUGGCAUUCUUCUCAAGGGGAUUCACACGUGUUCAAAUGCAACAGGCCCUGGCCUUGCCAUGCCAACCUCUGGAUGACUUAGUCCAUAAAUAUGAAUCAAAUUCCAAAAUAUUCAUCCACGAGGGCAGCGAGCUCACCGACCAGUUUCGAUCACUCUGGAACCUGCAAAGUGACGAUAUUUCAUACCAAGAGCGUAAAUUUGAUGAGUUCUACUUGCACAGCCCCUACCCGCCACCAUCUAUGUUUCUGUUGUUCCAAGGCGAAAAUCUUGAAGCCAAGACAGCCAUUGGAACUACCAUGAGAUGGCCAAUUCCUGACUUGGCACAUAUUACAAAUGACUCAGAGACUACACCCUUCAACAUGACAGACAUGUACAUACCAGCUCACAUUUUAGAGUCGAUUGACCCCGAAUCCUGUUACCGGAUUAUAACGAUGCCGAUGAAUCCGCCUGGCUUUUCAUUUGUUUUGUUUCGUCCUAAAUCGUUUUGUUCUUACGAAAAACUGCUUCACGAACUUGGGAAGCUGGAUCUCGUCACCCUGCUUCACCACAAGCAUGGUCCCAAGGCUGGAAAACCAAUUCGCAUCUCAUUUGCACCAUUUAUCCUGAGCUCGUCUUUAAACUUAAAUCUCCCCUUACAAUCUUUGACGGUCGUGGAUAUGUACAAUCGCGAGGAGGCCCAAUUUGCCAACAUUUUCAAGUGCGAGGCCGCUACCCUUCAAUUGACACUAAAAGACGUUGUACAUGAAGCGGAAAUUCAACUCAACGAACAAUCUUUCCCUUUCCGCCAUUUGGCGCCAGAGUCAGACCUCGGCCAACACGUGGAAACCGAAACUAUCUGUGGGAAAUUUCUAUUUUUCGUCAUGGACGAUUUGAAAUGGGUCCCACUCCUGUUUGGAGAGAAAAUCUCACAGGGGUGUUGAUUUUGAUAAUCGAAUCCUUUAUUCAGAGACAUAAAUGGCUACGUGUCGUCGUCAUCAUCAAA
Molecule: messenger RNA, 1360 nt
Organism: Tigriopus californicus
Lineage: Eukaryota; Metazoa; Arthropoda; Copepoda; Harpacticoida; Harpacticidae
Exons: 3
Coding region: 96-1298 (400 amino acids)
Source: RefSeq, a predicted model, not a curated record